Chenopodium quinoa (quinoa) is the source of this 2162-nucleotide messenger RNA. Its product is annotated as formamidopyrimidine-DNA glycosylase-like. The transcript has 11 exons. Gene Ontology annotation, biological process: base-excision repair. NCBI's taxonomy places the organism in Eukaryota, Viridiplantae, Streptophyta, Magnoliopsida, Caryophyllales, Amaranthaceae. Gene Ontology annotation, molecular function: damaged DNA binding; DNA-(apurinic or apyrimidinic site) endonuclease activity; zinc ion binding. The record is from RefSeq and is a predicted model, not a curated record. Gene Ontology annotation, cellular component: nucleus. Bases 228 to 1649 code for a protein of 473 amino acids.
AACUGAGCUAAACUGAACUGAAAUGAAUAUUUUAUGUGAGAAGAAAAUUAGAAGUUGAAAUAAAAUGAACUGAAAAUAAACCUACCAGAACAGCUGAACAAGUUGUUAGUUUUCCUUCCCUUUCUCCGUGGCAUUAUAUACCAAAACGGCAAAACCAGACCUAAAAAAGCGCGCGAAAUAUUCUCUCUCCUAAACAAACUAAUCCGCCAUUUUCUCUCUCCUCCGCCAUGCCCGAGCUUCCCGAGGUUGAAGCAGCGAGGUCCGCCGUUGCUGAGCACUGCAUAGGUAAGAAAAUAGUGAAAUCAAUUAUUGCAGAUGAUUCCAAGGUUAUCAAUGGAGUCUCACGUUCCGAUUUUGAAGCUGCUCUUCUCAAUAAAACCAUUGUUGCUGUUCAUCGUAAGGGCAAAAACAUGUGGCUUCAGCUCGAUUCCCCUCCUUUUCCUUCAUUCCAAUUUGGGAUGGCAGGUGCUGUAUAUAUUAAGGGUGUGGCAAUUACCAAGUAUAAAAGAUCUGCUGUAAAUGAUGCUGAUGAAUGGCCCUCAAAAUAUUCCAAAUUUUUCAUAGAAUUAAAUGAUGGUCUGGAGAUUUCUUUCACGGACAAGAGGAGAUUUGCUACAGUUCGUUUGCUGGAUAAUCCAGCUUCAGUUCCGCCAAUAUCUGCACUCGGUCCAGAUGCUUUAUUGGAACCCAUGACUGAAGGGGAGUUCAUUAAAUCCUUGAGCAAAAAGAAAAUUGCUAUAAAGCCUUUAUUGCUUGAUCAGAGUUUUAUUUCUGGCAUCGGGAAUUGGGUUGCAGAUGAAGUGCUAUAUCAAGCAAGAAUUCAUCCUUCACAAAAUGCCUCUUCCCUGUCAAAAGAGGAGGGUGCCAUACUGCUGAAGAGCAUAAAGGAGGUUAUACAGCAUGCGGUUGAAGUUGAUGCUGAUUCUCAACACUUUCCUUCUGAUUGGUUAUUUCAUUUUCGUUGGGGUAAAAAACCUGGAAAAAAGGCUGUUGAGGUUGGGGCUGAUAGUAGCCAAUAUCCAAGUAAUUGGAUUUUUCAUUCACGGGAAAAGAAGCCUGGAAAGGCUUUUGUCGAUGGAAAGAAAAUUGACUUCAUUACUGUACGUGGAAGGACUUCAGCUUAUGUUCCCGAACUUCAAAAGUUAACUGGAGUGCAAGCCACAGAAGCUCCUGCUAAACCACGUAAACAGGCCUCUAAAAAGAACAAGGACGAAAGCGAUGAUGAUGAUGAUGCAAAUGAUGAUAAUGGGGAUGGUAGGGAAGAUGAAGUGGAGAAUAUGAAAUUUAAGCAAAUGAAGAAUAGCAAAAGUGGAAAGCAGCCACCUAGAAGGAAGAAAUCUAUUAAAAAUGAUGAUGACGAUGUUGAUAGUGGUGAUGAUGAUGAUGAUGAGAGUGAUGGUAAGACAAAAGGAACUCGUGAUGACUCAGCUACUGCAAAGAGGAAACCACAAGGAAUGAACGAAAGUCAAGAUGCUAACAAGAGCAAGAGAUCCAGAGGUGGGGGAAAGAAGGCUACAGCUGAGUCGAAGUCUAGGGAAAGCAUUGAUUCUGAUGGUAGCGAUGAUGAUGUCCAUGAGAAUAUUGAUAAGAAACCAACAAAAGCCGGAACCAAAAAGCCCCAGAAGCAGACUAAAAGGAAAGCUAAAUAGGGGUAAGCUUUUGGACGGCACAAGAAGUAAACAGAUUUUGUACAUUAUUCCUGCCAAGCUUCAAUGAGCAUCAAUUUUGAUAACAGUGCUUCGCGUAUUAAUUAGUUAGUAGUGUGGUAAUUUAAUGUCAAGUUAGCUAGCAGUUAGUUGAUGCACGUGCUAUAGGUAUGUUUGAUGCUCUCCUGUAAUUGUUCAAACAUUAUGCAGGAUAUAGACAUCAUUAGUAUUCCAGGCUAUUGGAGGGGCUGUAUUUUGUCGCGUUAGUGGGAUACCAUGCUCUGAAUUGCCCCUUCUCUGUGAAAUAGUAGUAAAAAUCAUUUCAAGAGACCUAACUUUCCUCCGUUCUUUUAGAAGUGGAUAGUAGGAGUUGAUGGGUACCGAAGCCUGUCAUGGUAUCUAGCAUGAUAUGCACGUUUUAAUUUUGUUGUAUUUGAAUGACGGAAGCCAGUUGUUUGGUGCAAAACUGCAAAUGCGCAAUGAGAUUCAGAUGGUGACUCUUAUGUUGCUUGCAAA